Messenger RNA from Teleopsis dalmanni, 420 nucleotides. Its product is annotated as thioredoxin-2-like. Gene Ontology annotation, molecular function: protein-disulfide reductase activity. The record is from RefSeq and is a predicted model, not a curated record. NCBI's taxonomy places the organism in Eukaryota, Metazoa, Arthropoda, Insecta, Diptera, Diopsidae. Bases 83 to 403 code for a protein of 106 amino acids. The transcript is spliced from 3 exons.
UAAUUAAAGUUUCUUUGGCACAUUUUUUUAGUUAGCGUUUGUUCGUACAAGUGGCAAAUUCUUCUAAUUAACGUAAAUCAAUAUGGUCUAUAUAGUUAAAAACAAAACUGAUUUCGAUCAACAACUUGAAGAUGCUGGCGACAAAUUGGUUGUUGUCGAUUUCUUCGCCGUCUGGUGUGGCCCAUGUAAAAUGAUUUCACCUAAAUUGGAAGAAUUGGCCAAGGAACAUUCGGAAAAGGUUGUGGUUAUUAAGGUUGAUGUCGAUGAAUGCGAAGAAAUUGCUAUGGAGUACAAUGUUUCCAGCAUGCCAACCUUCCUUUUCAUCAAGAACAAACAAGUUAAGGAGCAAUUUGCUGGUGCAAAUGCUGAAAAAUUGGCAUCUUACAUAGAGAGAUUGGCAUAAAAUGUUAUUACACAAAA